AUGGUAACACAUCCAACAUCAAGUAUUACAUUUAAUUCAUUUAAUCAACCUCCAUUUCAAGUCUAUCCAUAUUUUGGAGAGUAUAUUGUAUUAUUAUUAGAUGAAGCUAAUCAUCAAUUAGCCUUAACAGAUUUAAAUUCCAUUGAUUUAAUAGUAUCAAUAUAUGAUAAAUGUUUUGAAUUUUAUCAAUCAUGUUUUGAAAAUGGUGAUAAACCUUCAAAUACAUCCUAUAUGAUGGAAGGUAGAGUAACAGUAUGUGUUGUUUCAAAUGGAGCAGGUGGAUUAGGUAUUGUAGGUGGAUUUGGAGUUGAAAUUGGACCUGCCUUUUUUGAAACAACAUUUAAAAAUGUUAAAUAUGGUUUAAAUGAAAACUUUUAUCAUGUUUUAUUUUAUGAAUUUGGUAGAAAUUGGUGGUUAACAAGUAAUUCAUUAACAUGUCAAGAAACUAAAUGUAAUAGUAGUUUUAUUGAUGGUUAUGCUAUUUUUAUGCAAAUAUGGGCAAUGAAAUAUUGUAAUAUUAGUGGCGGUUUUUAUUCAGGUCAACCAUUUUCAGUUCAUAAUUUAAAAAUAUUACAACAUGUUACAAAUUAUGAAUUAAAUAAUCAAGCUAAUUGGGAAAAUACUUUACAAUUAAAAAGAGGUGCUGAUUUUGCUGAACAUUAUGGAUGUGAAUUAUGGGCUGGUUUUAUGCAUUACAUGUCAAUUAGAUUUGGUGGUUUAUCUUUUGUUCAAAGAAUAUUUAAAAUUGCAAAGAAAUUAACACAACAACCUUUAAAUCCACAACAAGUUUUAGAUAAUUGGUUCAUUUCAUGUUCAAAAGCAGCACAAAAGAAUUUAACACUUCUAUUUACUAAAAGAUGGAGAAUGAAUGUUUCACAUUCUGCUAUUGAACAAAUUCAACAAGAAUUUAGAAUUUCAUAUGAAUAUGAUCAAAUUGAAAAAUCAUCAAAUCCACAUUCUCAAAUUUCAAUUACUAAUCAACAUGUUUCAUCAAUGAAUGAAUCAAAUAUUCCUUUUAAUAUUGAAUUUAAAGAAUAUGAUGCUAAUUGUAUUUUAAUUGGAUUAAAUUUAUGGACUGGUCAUAUUAUUGAUUCAAUUCAACCUAUUUAUGGUAAAAUUAAUCAAGAGAAUGGUCAAUUAGAAUAUGUUAGAGAAGGUGAAAAGUAUGGUACAUGUGGUGGUAAAUUAGAAAGAAUGGAAUUUAAAGGUUAUAUUCCAACUGCAAUUCAUUAUGAAAAUGGAUAUUGGUAUGGUAAUAAGUUAUUAUGUAGAAUUGGAAUUGAAUUUCAAGAAUGGAAUUCAAUAAUUAAGACCAUGUAG
This is a messenger RNA of Naegleria gruberi, 1320 nucleotides long. RefSeq lists its product as uncharacterized. The coding region runs from base 1 to 1320 and encodes 439 amino acids. NCBI's taxonomy places the organism in Eukaryota, Heterolobosea, Eutetramitea, Acrasida, Naegleriidae. The record is from RefSeq and is a predicted model, not a curated record. The transcript has a single exon.